AUGACAACAGAGAAUUGUAAUUCAUUUAUUAGAUUUGCCUUAGAUCUUAUAAGAGAUGAAGAUUAUUAUACAAAAACACCACCAAAGAAAGAAUUAAUCAAACCUAAAUUGAUACUAUUUGAAAUUGACGAAAGUCCAAAAAUCUAAACUCCUAUUUAACUAUUUCCUAUUUAAUAAAAAAUAAUAAAAGUUAAGUAAAUAGAAAAGCCAAUUAUAAAUACAAUUACAAAAUGUAAAUGUAUGAAAUCAAAAUGCCAAAAAUCAUAUUGUGAAUGUUUUGCUGUUGGAAAAGCUUGCAAUAUUAAUUGUAAUUGUAUUGGAUGUAAUAAUUCAAGUUGUUCCUAAUCUAUUAAGAAAUUAUAGACUGGAGGAUGUAAUUGUAAGAAAACAGGUUGUUUAAAAAAAUAUUGUGAAUGUUAUUUAAAAAAAUAAAGAUGCACAUUAUUUUGUAAUUGUAUAGAUUGUUGUAAUUAGGAAGAUUCAGAAUAAUUGUAAUAAAAAAGUAUUGAUUGUGGAUUAAUUAUUACUAAUUAAAUAACCUAAAAAUGA
Messenger RNA from Paramecium pentaurelia, 549 nucleotides. Lineage: Eukaryota; Ciliophora; Oligohymenophorea; Peniculida; Parameciidae. The record is from the annotation of a GenBank genome assembly.